Messenger RNA from Phyllotreta striolata, 1332 nucleotides. NCBI's taxonomy places the organism in Eukaryota, Metazoa, Arthropoda, Insecta, Coleoptera, Chrysomelidae. The record is from the annotation of a GenBank genome assembly.
AUGCCCGCCGCGUUGGAGAUGAAGACCGCCCGCGAACGGCCGCGCAAAUUCGAAUGCGGCAUCUGCGAGAAGCGCUUCGCCAGCGGCAACGAUUUGCGCAAGCACAUUCGCACGCACACCGACGAGCGCCCCUACGCCUGCCAGCACUGUCCGCUCGCCUUCCGCCAAGCGGGCUCGCUCAAGAACCACGUGGCCUGCAAACACCGAGCCGCCCUCGAUUCAACCAACGAAAACGCCGAAGCGCAACGGUCGUUCGUCUGCGCCUACUGCGCCAAAUCGUUCCCGGUCAAAGACAGGCUGAAGCUGCACCUGCGCACGCACACCGGCGACCGCCCCUACGAGUGCCCGCACUGCCAGAAACGAUUCGCGCGCGGCGGACAGUUGAUCCAGCACGUGCGCACCCACACCGGCAGCAAACCGUACGUGUGCUUGGUGUGCCGAGCGGGCUUCACCUGCUCGGCCAACUUGAAGCUGCACAUGAACCGCCACCUGGAGAUCCGCGACUUCGUCUGCGACGUGUGCGGCAAGCGGUUCUAUCGUCGCGACGCGCUGCGCAAGCAUCUGACGUGCUACCACGCCGGCGUGAAGGCGUUCAGAUGCCGCGUGUGCGACAAGCGAUUGAAGGGCCACCUGCCGCAGCACAUGCGCAUCCACGAGCGCGACAAGCCGCACGGCUGCGCCCAUUGCGGCGCCAAGUUCGCGCAGCGAUCGCAGCUGACGGUGCACCAGCGCACGCACAGCGGCGAGCGACCUUAUAGAUGUCGAGUGUGCUGGAAGGCGUUCGCGCAUUCGACGGCGUUGAAGUUGCACGUGCGCAGGCACACGGGCGAGCGGCCGUUCGGCUGCGCUUCGUGCGCGAUGCGCUUCGCGCAGCUGCCGCACCUGAAGAAGCACGUGCUGGCCAUACACAAGAGCGACAAGCCGUACGCGUGCGCCCCCUGCGGAUCGUUUCAUCGGACGAAGUCGGAGCUGGAGGAGCACCGGGUCGGUUGUAAAGCGUUGGUGGAGGUGAAGAUGGACGCGGGCGCGUCGGAGUCGAGCAUGCCGGCGGAGAAGAUGCGCUAUUUGCUGGCCAUAUUGCUGAAGAAGAUCUCGUCGGCGGAGAGGUUGAAGGCGUUGGGGUUCAAUAAGCGGUUGAUCGACGAGGUGCUGGUGGAGUCGAUCGAGAAUUCGGGCAGGGCGGCGUGCAAGGAUGGGGAUUUGGAGGCGGUCGAGCGGUUGAAGCGUAACGUGCAGAUUUUGUUGGAGUGGACCGUUCCGAAGUCGUUUAUGGAUAGGUUCAAGCAGGAGCGGCGCUCCACCGAGGAGUUGCUCAAAGAAUUGACUUCGUAA